CGUUGCCGCAAUCGCGCGCCUCCGAUUAAUCGUUCCACGAUUCCUCGACGGAUCGAUUUUCGCCGUUCGAUUGGAUCACCGUGAGACGUACUCGAUCACGAAGGCCUCGUUGUCGCGACAUCCCGGAAUGAAGCGCGACUUCUGUGACGCUCGCGAUGGGAACACUCCAAAAAUGGGCAAAACUCUGGUCGAUUAAAAAGUAAAAUUCAUUUCCCAGAACGAUGGUACGUAUCGAGUCAAAGGUGCGAAACGUGUGAACAAUCGUUGGAUGGAAGAAACAUCGCCGAUUGUUCGAAUCAAAUUUUCCCAAUCUCUGAUUGUCGGCGUACGCGUCUGUCCCGCGUAAACGCGCCAUACGUUCGUCGCGAGGUGAUCGUGCGUUUCGCUGGAUAAGCGUUCGAGCGAGAAAGAGGUUGCAUCUGUGCAUCGGAGCGAGAAGGAGAACGAUUCGCGAUUCAUUGGAGAAAGAGAGAAAGGUUGCCUAGUCAAGUGUCGCGUACCACCGCGGAGCAAGUAGGAGGAUCUUCGGAGGUGGGGGCAGAGGGACAGCGAGAGGUACGAAGUAGUUGACAAUCGUCGCGGCGAAGAAGGAGGAGAACAUCGCGAUCCCGCGAAAGAGAGAGACGGAGAGUGAGAAAACGAACGGGGGUGGUGGGGAAACGUCAGAGUGUGCGGUCGUGUCCAAGAAAGAGGUGGAGAAGCUCCAAGCGACGGGAGAGGGGGCACCGAACAAACUACCGGGAAGAAGUCAGCGGCAAGUAAAGCAGCGCCGCCGAGGCUAAACUUCGGGAUCUAUCGAACUAAAAUUGUCGUGUAGUUUCUGUCUCCUCUUCUCGCCCCUCCUAACGCAAACUACCUCCCCCCUCGACCCCACCAGAGCCAACACACGCGGGCAAGGGCAGCAUCUCGGCCGGUUGCGCCCCCUCCGGGCGUUCGAGCACCCAUCCCCUCCACGGAAACGAACACCGAACGAAGAGGGAAGAAAGCAGCGGUGGGGCGACACGAGGGACGAGGAGGAGCCAUAGGAAAGAGCGAGAAGAAGAGAUCGGAACGGCGAAAGUGGAAAAGGAGCGAAAGAGACGGGAAGUAGGGGAACUUUAGAGGGGGUUAGGCUGCGUUGGCUUGCCCCACGGGCAACUCACCAUAUUUUAUUGUCGCGUUUGCCGACGCUAACCGCCGGGCGUACGGCUCCGUGUGCUCGAUCUACGAAGAUGCCGACCUAACUCGGGAGAAGAGAACUACACGGGAACUCGGGCCUACUGCACACAUAGCCGCGGGUACGAAUUCGCGCGAGUAUACGAGGUGCCGGUAGUCGCAUCGUCAGCCACCCAGCAGAGGUGGCACCGGGCACCCCCACCGCUACGCGCGGCGUGCCAGGUCUGGACCCUCCCACCCGUCUCGCCGAGGGCAAACCAUCUCGCAAAAAUCGUCCCCCUUUCCAUGGAAGGAAAAGAACUACGGCGACGACUCUGCCACCACCACCGUCGGCCCGACCGUUUCUCGUCACUACCACCACCACCACCGGCGGCACACUACCAUCGUUAUCGCCAGCGCCACCGUCACUGUACCGCUGCCUCCUCCUACACCGCGAUCAACCGUCAUCCCGCGGAACGAGGAUACCAGAACUUACGGACUCGGAUCGCGUUGUUCGGUCCUUCGAGGAACGCGGCACUCGCAGCCGGUCGACUCGGCCUCUGCACGCUGCUCCAAUGUGCGAUGGUGAUCGUCGCGUGAGUUCCACCGGUGGGUGAAUCAUUUUUUUUUUUCGAAAAAAAAAAAAACAGUGCGCGUGUGGAUUGGUAUAAUUAAUCGGUUUCGAUAUAACGAGGCAUCGGCGGCUCGAUCGGACUGCCCCCUCGUAGCGCGCGCAAAAGAAGUUUUCAAGUUACGAAGGGAGAGGGAAGAGUCGCAUGGACGGCUCUCCUUCUCGUGCCCCCCUCUGAACACGAGCGAGAACAUAUGCAUACAUGUGGACGCACACGCGCGCGGAUCGCGCAGAGGACGAAGACAGAAGCGCCGAGGCGUCGCACACGCGUAAACCGUGCCAGUUUGUAGUUGCUUGUUUAAAGAGUGCGCACCACCCGCAGGGACCGCACGAGUCCGCGACUCCAGAGGAUCGUCGUCGGUGGACUUCCGUUUCGUAGAGGGGAAAAGAAGGAAGGAAGACGCGAAGAGAAGACGACAGGGUGCCCCCGAGCAAUCUGCUGCGUGUGGAAAGGACUCUACGCGGAGGGGAGAGAAAAAAAAAAAGAGUGCGCGUGACAAGUCGAUCCUUUCCUUUUUUACGAACCGUUCCUCCGUCACCAUCGCUCGAGUUCUCGAGACCUAACCCAGACCUAACCGCUAGUUCCCUCUCCGUUCAUCGUUUCGUCCCUCUCGAAAGCUUCCUCUCGCUCGCUCCUCCCUCUAUCCCGUCUCGCUUUCUCGCUUCCAUUCUCUCCCCGUCUUGCUCUCUUGCUCGCACCUCCGCCUUCCUAUCCGCCGAGCGGAGGACUGGAUUCCGUCGAAAAGAAACGACGAUUCGGAGGAUAGUCGCGACCGAUCAUAGCUGGCGCGUCGAUCGGAUCAACGCCGCGAGUUGGAUCCCCGUGGAUCAUCCACCCUGCGCGUGAGAUCUUUUCGUCUUUCCUGUCAGUGAAGCGGUAGCAAACUCUCGUUGACGUACGGUUGUCAUCUUCAUCGCCGUCAACGAAUCCCCGAAGCCGGACGGUGCCGUCCGCGAGACCACGUUGCGGUCAGAAAUCGGAAAACUGGUCCCAGCCUUUGUGUCCCCGCGUAUGUGACAGUGCGAGUGUAUACCGGAGACCGCAUUCAGGGUCGAGUACAGUCGGCUAGCAGACAGUGCGAUCAAAACACGCCGCGAGUGAGAAAUUUUUUUCCACCCUGUAUACGACGUUUGUGACUAGCCGUGAGACAGCGCUCCGUUAUUCCCAUUUGGCGUGUCCGACAGUGAGAAAAAUCGGAGCAACGGAAAAGGAAAAGUGCUCUUGUAUAACUUGGAGUGACUCUGUGAGAGAGCUGCGAUACACGGAUGCCACGGGAUGAAACGAUGAUCGCGUAGCGGUGCUCGACCAUCACGGCCCUGAGUGGCCGACACAUCAUGUCACAGUUCUCUUUUCGAGGAUCGCCAAAUCUACAGUGUCCUGUGACAGUGAGCUCGUCGUUGGCGUCGUCCUCGGCCUCGCCGGUAUCCGGUGCAAUCCUGAGCGCAAGCGGUUCGUCGCUGGUGAGCGUAGCAGGCACGACCACGAAUCAUCCCCUGGGCGUAGCUGCCGGUCUGUCGAACGCGAGGAUGGCGGUGACCAGCGCGGUGGUUCGGCCGCCAGGCAGCCCGACCACCUCGGUCAGUCCGUCCCAAGGACACCCGCCGCCGACGACCGGCGGCCCGGCGCCGACCGGAAGGUGUUGCGACACCGGAAGACCGAUCUUCACGGACCCGUUGACGGGCCAAACGGUAUGCUCCUGCCAGUACGAGCUGCUCGGCGGUUAUCAGCGACUUGGAGCCCUCCCGACGGCCGCCCUCUCCAUGUACAGCGCGCCGUAUGCGGCUGCGGCCGCGGCUGCCGCCUCCGAGGGCAUGGCCGCGUACUUCCCGAGCCUGGGUGCCGAGCAAGCACCCUUCUACACGCCUACGGCUGCUGGCCUUGAUCUGAAGGAAAAUCUCGGGGCUGGAGCCGCCGCAGCGUGGCCUUAUCCAUCCGUGUACCAUCCUUACGACGCCGCUUUCGCCAGCUAUCCCUUCAAUGGUUAUGGCAUGGACCUCAACGGCGCGAGACGAAAGAACGCAACGCGCGAGACAACGAGUACCCUGAAGGCUUGGCUAAACGAGCACAAGAAGAACCCGUACCCGACCAAGGGCGAGAAGAUUAUGCUGGCUAUCAUCACGAAGAUGACUUUGACGCAGGUGUCGACGUGGUUCGCGAACGCGCGCAGACGUCUAAAGAAAGAGAACAAGAUGACGUGGGAGCCGAGGAACAGGGUAGAGGACGAGGACAACAACAACGAGGACGACGACAGCGGAAGAAAGAGCGUGGACGAGAAGGAUCGGCUAGAUUCCAAGGACUCCGGUACUGGUUCGAGCGAGGAUGGGGAGCGACCCACGCACCGAAUGGACCUUCUCCACGGCACCAGCGGCGGAUCCGCCGGUGUGCAAGGCAGAACCGAGAGCGAAUGGAGCGAGUCGCGCGCGGACAGCGGUCCCGACAGCCCCGAGUGUCUCUACGAUCAGAGAGAGCCCAGGCAUCCGUUGCAGCUCCAGCAUCCCGCGUAUCUGUCGUCAUCUCACGGUCGACUCUUGCGUCACCCGUCCCCGGAGAGCACGCCUCCCAGUAGUCAUCAUCUUCCGGCGAGCACCAGCGCGCCGUCCACGGUCAGCGGCGUCACCACGAAACCACGGAUUUGGUCGUUGGCCGACAUGGCGAGCAAGGACGGCGAACAGCAAAGUCCGAAUCCGACGACGAUGUCGGGUCUCUCGUCGCCCUACAGCGGAAGCAGCGGUGGCGGCGGCGGGGGCGGCGGCGGUGGAAAGCUGGUGAGCCCUCUGGCGAGCCGUCUGCCGCCCCAUCAUCCCCUGCACCCGGCGAUGCACACGGGAACGCAGUUCGUGCGACCGCAUCCGGACUUCUACCGGAACCUCUACGGCGCCUCUCAUCUGGGAUCCGGCGACAUGUCCUUGCUGGAGACCUAUUCGAGGACUCUGGGUGGUCUCAGCGGCGUAAUGCCGCCGUCCACCGCCCCCAGCAUACUGACCUCCUCCGCUUCGACCGUGGCCAGCGGCAACGUGAAACAUAUCUCGAUAACCGGGGGCGGCGGUGGACGCGCCGCUCUCGUGACGAUCGCGUCCUCGGGCCUGUCCCCGUCCUCCUCGUCGACAGCCUCCUCGGGUGGCUCCGACCAGUCGCCCCAUCCGAGCGGCAGUCUGCCACCGACGCAGGAGCUCAAGUCCCCCGGGCGAGUGUGAUUCCCCGGUGAACCCGUGGACUGAUUUAACUGACUCGAUCUGAACCGAGCUGACGGAUCGCCGUCGCGCGGAGUCAGUCGCGCGCGGCGCUGUUGUGUGGUGUGGAUGACAAUAAUAAGAGACUACGAUCUUGUAAUUAGUGUACAGUAACUGACCGAAGAACGACGGAACGAGAUAUACUGACCCCUUCCCCCCCCCCCCGUCCUCGACAUCCCCUCGAUCUCUGUCCCCUUUCCAUUCCUAGUCUCUCUAUCUCUUUAUCGUCUUUCGGGCUCCCCUCGUUUAUCCUUUCUAGGUCCUCGGCCCUCCGACACAAACUCCCGCAUCCUCCGGUCUCUCGUCCUCCUUCACGUCGGUUCUCUCCUUUGCCCUCAACGAAAAGCAAACAAGGAAACGAAAUGGAGAAAACGAAAUCGUAGGCCCCCUCCCGUUUAUCUCCGUAGGCAGCAGCAGCAGCAGCUAUCGCGGUUUAAAUGAAAACUAUCCUAGGCGUCGACUCGACAGUCAUAAUAUACAUAAAGUACUAUAUAUAUAAAUACACGGUAAUAAUAAUAAUUAUUUAUGCGUUUGUAAAUAGUAGAGAGGGCCCAGUAGAGAGCGUCCGGCCAGUGUAUGUAUUGUAUGUAGAGUAGGUACGAUAUUAUUAUUAUAAUAUUUGAGAUCAUAAUUCAUACUAACGACGGCGAUGACGACGAUGAUUAUUAUUAUUAUGAUUACGAUUAUUAUUAUUAUUAUAUUAUUAUUAUUGUUAUUGCAAUGUUUAUAAUAUUAUCGAUUCGCGUCGACUCGGUCGAUCAUGACGAGGUAUGGAUCGUUGAUCGCUGCAACGGAUUACGGGCGACGGACGGAACGCGCCUGAAUCCGCGCGAAUGUCUCGGUUUCUCCGUUCGUAAGUAUUAUUUAUUUAUUGUUCGACGCUCGAGGACGCGAACGACGACACCUUCGAGGGCCUCCCAAUUUUUCCUCCUCAGUCGUCUUCUCUGCUGGUCUCUAGGCCGCGGAGAUUUCGUCGAACGCGCUCCGCUCCGCCCGUAAUCCGCCAGAACUUAGAAAUCGCGUUGCGCCCCGCUGCCGCGAGAAGCUUUCCCGUCCUCGCGACCCAACGGGCAUAGAAACACAAAGACGUACUACACUAAACUCGGUCCCCAGGUAGUUUGGACAAGGCGCGACACCUGCAGGGCGCAGCGACUGUCAACAUAUCAUGUCAUGUCGAGAGUGAACGAUCGCCAUCACCUUUUAGUCAUUCGUGUCCAAAAUUUCACGCGAGCUCGCCGAUGCCACAUUGGCAGAUGGCUUGCAGACUGUGUCCUUUCGCAAUAAACGAAUCAUUAUAAAAAAAAAAACAACAGAAAAUCUGACAGGCUUCGUCAUUCUUUCCCUGUCUAUCCGUCCUGGAGCUUGAUCGAUGGCUCCCGGGGAGUCGAUCGGUGAGAAACUAUCGAGGGAUCUUUGGGCGACGAAACAGGGUGAGUACGCUUGGGCGAGACACUGGGAGGGUCUUUAUUCGAGUGGAAGGUUUGUUGAAAACUGAAUCUCGAAGAAUAAGAUAUCUAUUUCUGAGAAAUAUGGCUGCGAUGUGGCCACGACGAUGUCUUCUGAUAAGGUGCCCCACCGAAACAAUAAAAAUUCCAGCACACCUUUAGAACCUCGAGCAAAAACGGACGUACCAGCGUGUAACGUUCCCUCGAACGGAUUCUGCUCGUUUAACGACUGGAACCGUCCUCGCGGACGAGCACCGCGUAUCAUUAUGCCGUUGUCCGCCUAAUCGUGGAGCAUGCAUCCCGACGACGGAGACAAUACGCGCCAGGGUUCCUCCUGGCAACGCAUGGGACAGUCGGCCGGCAGCCGGCGACGGCAGAUGAAUAUGAAACGUCCCCGUUCUCGGAACCGACCGCAAGAUGUACUUAUAAAAAUGCAAAGCGACCGACUUCUGGGUGGUUGCGGGACAAGCUUGGUUAUUAGUAAACAUUUAAAUCGACAAUCGCUAUAGGUAUACGGACAGCGGAGAAUGCCGUUGCGCGUCUCUGUUCCCUUCUUUCGGGCCCCUCUCUCCCCCGUUCCCUGGUUCUGUCGUCGUCCCGCGGCCGUGUCCGAUCGGUAGUCCCUCUCGUUCCUGCUCUCGCACGGCAGCCGAGAGAAACGGAGGAGAACGAACGCACAGGCCAGAUCGGUCGUGGUGGAGGAAACAAGAAAUCAAGCCGCGGGACCACCCGCCACGGCCUUGGGGGCACCGAGCCGCGGAUCUCA
Messenger RNA from Hylaeus anthracinus, 7207 nucleotides. It is a transcript of the gene mirr, whose product is annotated as iroquois-class homeodomain protein IRX-6-like. Lineage: Eukaryota; Metazoa; Arthropoda; Insecta; Hymenoptera; Colletidae. Gene Ontology annotation, biological process: regulation of transcription by RNA polymerase II; neuron differentiation; cell development. The transcript is spliced from 5 exons. Gene Ontology annotation, molecular function: RNA polymerase II cis-regulatory region sequence-specific DNA binding; DNA-binding transcription factor activity, RNA polymerase II-specific. Gene Ontology annotation, cellular component: nucleus. The record is from RefSeq and is a predicted model, not a curated record. Bases 3101 to 4960 code for a protein of 619 amino acids.